UGGUUGAACUUUCUUUCAGAUCGCAAGUCACCAGCUGCCUCCGUUUUUUGCUGAUAGGCUAGCAGCAGGGGGAGCGAGAGAAGUAUCCAUUGCAAGGGGGGAAUGAUUUAUGCGAAAAGCGGUCUGGAAGGAGCUGCUGCGGUGGAAGAGGGGAAGUGGAAGAAAAGGAUUUAGAGUGACCUUUGGAUUAAUAAUGUUUUGACAAUUUAGUUUUCUGCCCAUGAUCAUAGUCAAUCGGACUAAUGUCUCUGACAUGAUUGUCAGUGAUACGGGGAAACGGAUGGGUGUACGGUCGUGGAGGUGGCGGGUGAGCCUGCUGUGGGGAAGGUGUGUGUGAGUGUGUAUUGCGGUGAUAGAGCCCAGGGUUUUGGAGACCGGCUUCUGUGCCAUGAGGUGCAGCAGGAUAGUACUGCAAUCAGGGAAAAGGGCUGCUUCAUUUCAGCUUUUGUAGAAUGUGAUGGAGGCCCGGGGGGGAUGGCGCCAUGCUGCGUCGCCGCGGCUGCCUCUGCUGCUGCUGCUGCUGCUGCUUGUGAGCUGCUUGGUAGUGCAGCCUUGUCAAGCGGACGACAUCGUCCACGACGACACGCUGGCUCCGUCACAACCUGGCUGCUCGAACAGCUUCGUUCUUGAUUGGCUGCACAUAUGAAGGACCUGGGCUCUGAUGAAAAUAUUGGAAGGCACCUGAACAGCCUCAUACGAUUUGGUGGGCCGCUUCAACCUCCAUGAUUCAGUGGUCAUAACUAUUGGAAAUCAUACCCAAGAAAUUAACUGCCGUGCAUGCAGCGGAGAAAAUAGCAAUGCAUCCGGACUACAUUGAACAAUAUGUUGGGGCAAGGGUUAAAAUCAGGACCUGGAUCAAAGGAGAAGAAGAUUCCGAGAUCGUGGGUGUGAGUGCAAGAUUUGGCAAGCUUAUUGCUGAUCAUGAGCAAGGAAAAACUAGUGUUCCAUUGUCAAAGCUGGAUCCUGAAGAUGGAUGCACUGACUCCAUCAAGCCACUUCAGGGAUUCACAGCCCUGGUUGAACGAGGUAACUGUACUUUCACAACCAAGGCCAGGACGGCUCAGAAGGCAGGAGCGGUCGCGCUUCUGGUUGUGAACGACAAACAAGAGCUUUACAAGAUGAUUUGCUCCGAGAAUGAUACUUUUCAUGAUAUCAUCAUACCAUCUGUUUUGCUACCAAAGGCUGCUGGAGAGCAUCUGGAGGAAGCUUUAGAUUCUAACAACGAAGUACGAGUGCUGCAUUACUCUCCAAAGAGGACAAUGGUUGAUAUAGCCGAGGUCUUUUUGUGGUUGAUGGCUUUGGGUACUAUUUUGAGUGCCUCAUUCUGGUCAGCUUGGACUGCUAAAGAAUCUGCGCAAGAGCACUACCGUCGCUUGAAGGAACUGCCAGAGCUUCCUGCCGAGGAUCUAGUGGAGGCGAGAGAUCCUGAGAAGGCAAACAAGGAUGUAAUUGAUAUCAACGUGCUCUCAGCGGUGCUAUUUGUGCUUAUGGCUUCAGCUUUUUUGAUGCUUCUCUACUUCUACAUGUCAGCUUGGUUUAUGCGGGUAUUGGUUAUCCUUUUCUGCAUAGGCGGGUUUGAGGGUUUGCAGACAUGCCUUGUGUCCCUUCUGUACAGGUGGUUUCCUAAGGCAGGGAAAAAAUUCAUCAAAGUCCCUCUUCUAGGAGAAGUGUCUGUCCUUGCUCUGUUUCUCUCGCCCUUUUGUCUCGCGUUUUCCGUUGUUUGGGGCGUUUUCCGUUUGAACUCCUAUGCCUGGAUUGGUCAGGACGUUCUUGGGAUGGCACUCAUUCUCACAGUUCUUCAGAUCGUUCGACUGCCAAAUAUUAAGGUUGCCGCAAUACUUUUGGGUUGUGCGUUCCUUUACGAUGUUUUCUGGGUUUUCAUCUCACCAACCUUCUUCCACGAGAGUGUGAUGAUUGUGGUUGCACGUGGAGAUAAAAGUGAUGGCGAAGGGAUACCAAUGUUGCUGAAAGUUCCAAGGUUGUAUGAUCCUUGGGGAGGUUACAGUAUCAUUGGCUUUGGUGACAUCCUACUCCCAGGGUUGCUUGUCUCCUUCUGCUUACGGUAUGACUGGACAGCAAGAAAGAGUUUGUUCAGAGGCUACUUCCUAUGGUCCACAGUUGGUUAUGGCCUAGGUUUAUUCAUCACAUACGUUGCACUGAAUGCCAUGAAUGGGAGCGGGCAACCCGCACUCCUUUACAUCGUGCCUUGUACUCUAGGGACGGUGCUUUUGCUUGGGUGGUGGCGAGGAGAAUUGAAAUCUUUGUGGUUCAAAGGAGACUCUCUGGACCAGUUUCCAGUGGAUGGUGAACAGGACCACCAUCCAGUGGGCAGAUCACCGGAAUAGUAGACUUCUAUCACAAAAACCCAGUGUAGUAAAAUAGGAGAGAUCCGAGCGGAGUCUGUCCAUCUUUCUAUCUUCGUUGCAUGUACUUGAACCACACCAGUGUAAAAAUUGUUUUCCUUCCCAAAAACUAGUCUUCAGCUCUCCCCAGCUCACAGCUCUUACAGCUUUUGACAAUGUAAGCUUGACAUCUCCUUGAAUUGCAGUAAUGCCCUCGAGUGUUGUGGGUUGUAUUUUUACCAUUAA
Molecule: messenger RNA, 2588 nt
Organism: Physcomitrium patens
Lineage: Eukaryota; Viridiplantae; Streptophyta; Bryopsida; Funariales; Funariaceae
Source: RefSeq, a predicted model, not a curated record